GAGUUCUGGUGGAGCACUCCCCAAAAGAAAAAAGAAGAAGAGGGGCACUGUUUCAGGUUUUCAGGGAUAUAGUGCAUAAAGUAUUUUCAACCUGACUUCCGUUUCCCCUGAAAAACUUAAGUAGCGACUCCGCUCAGGUACACUGAUUAUCGACCUGUCCUUUCACACUCCAUCGGUACUUCCGCUGUAAAUCUGCGAGGACAUCGUCAACACUUCUGUGGAGCGCUCGACAGGGACCAGCGAAAACGACUGUUCCUUGGUCAAACUCCACGGCAGGAUGAAGACGCAGGGUGUGUUGGUGGCGGUGUCGAUGCUGACUAGCGUAGCUCUGCUGGGACUGAUAAACGUGCGGCGGAAAGAAGAGGUGAAGGAGCAGAAACAUGAAUCGUUCGCGAUGAUUAAACUGCGUGUGACCAGAGACGUACUGGGAGAGUACCACCAAGAGGUGAUCAGUGCCCACAACCUGCUGGACAAGACCAAGGCUCAGGUGGAUACUCUGGGGUCAGAACUCCCCCCACUGCAGGCUGCAGAGGCCAAGAAGAAGAGUGAACUGGAGGCAUGCCAGGGAGAAAAGAAACAGGCUGCUGACGAGGUGGGGGCCGUCGAGGCAGAGAACAGUAACUCCAAAACUGAGUUUGAGAAGCAGAAGGCUGCCUGGGAAGCAGAGGUGACGUCACUCAAACAGCAGGUGGAGCAGUACAGCAAAGUGUGUGCCUUUGUGAAGAAGGACUCUGUAGAGGGCAGGAAACUGUGUGGGGAUGAACCGCCUAAACAAGAGGCCGCCCCCAAACCAGAUGCCCCCAAACCAGAUGCCCCCAAACCAGAUGCCCCCAAACCAGAUGCCCCCAAACCAGAUGCCCCCAAACCUGAUGCUCCCAAACCUGAUGCUCCUAAAGAAGCCCCUAAACAAGAGGCUGACCCCAAACCAGACGAACCCAAGCCUGGGGCCCCAAAGAGGAGAUGAGCAGAGCUGGGGUGGAAGAAGAGAACGGGAAGAGCAACAUGGAAUCAAAGACAAGACAAAUAAGGAAGCCGGAUGAAAAAUGGAGACCUUUUUAAACUCAAUCGUUAGAACUUGCCCUUCAUGCUACUUUAGACUGUUUAUGAACUACCAUCUAACACAUAUAAGUGGAUAUUGAAUACUUUUUGUUAACCUUGUCCAUGCCUCUCUGUCAGUAUGACCCUCCCUCAGGGUGUGUGUGUGAUUUGAACAAAUGUGUACGUGCCACCAGUAUCGACCAAUCGGAAAGUCCAGAGCCUCUCUGUCACUCCUCAUCAUCCUCACUCUGUUACCCCGGUGACGGUAUUAUGUAGUCGUGGCGACCAUAGCAUUGACCAAUCAGAAGUUGUGGAUUAAACUAACUGUUAUUUCUGUUAGUCUGAUUCUGAUGUAAUAAAGCUUAACCCUAAAGGAA
Messenger RNA from Coregonus clupeaformis (lake whitefish), 1415 nucleotides. Its product is annotated as pollen-specific leucine-rich repeat extensin-like protein 1. The record is from RefSeq and is a predicted model, not a curated record. The transcript is spliced from 5 exons. Bases 278 to 964 code for a protein of 228 amino acids. Lineage: Eukaryota; Metazoa; Chordata; Actinopteri; Salmoniformes; Salmonidae.